AUGAAUGUCAUUUUUGGCCACUUGGGGGCAUCACACGCAAACGUGCCAAACGCUGCAGCUCCGCAAGUGUCCACUAGAUGUCGUUUUAACUCGUAUUCCUUGUUGCAGAUCAUCUUUUACGAGGGCAACAACUUCCAGGGUCAUUUUUACGAAUGUAGCAGCGACUGCCCUGAACUCAGUUCCCACUUCAGCCGCUGUAACUCUAUCCGGGUGGAGAGUGGGGCGUGGGUCAUCUAUGAGAGACCUCAGUAUAUGGGCUACCAGUACAUCCUCGUGAGAGGAGAGUACCCCAACUUCCAGAGCUGGAACGGCUUCAACGAAACCAUCCGCUCCUGUCGCCUUAUCAGAUGUCCAUCCAGCAGGCACAUGAUCCGCAUCUAUGAGCGUCCAGACUUCAGUGGCCAGAUGAUCGAGUUCAGUGAGGAUCUACCUAAUCUGUUGGACCGCUGGCGCUUCCGCGACAUCCACUCAGCUCACAUCCAGGACGGCGUCUGGGUCUUCUAUGAGAAUCCCAACUACAGGGGGCGCCAGUACCUUCUGGAAAAGGGUGAAUACAGACGGCACUCAGAUUGGGGGUCUCUUUAUCCCACUGUCGGCUCCAUUAGACGUGUUGUGGACUUUUAGACCCCACCUUAAACAUUAUCACUUACACUUUCUAAUUUUCCCCCACUCACUCCAA
Molecule: messenger RNA, 679 nt
Organism: Mugil cephalus (flathead mullet)
Lineage: Eukaryota; Metazoa; Chordata; Actinopteri; Mugiliformes; Mugilidae
Product: gamma-crystallin M2-like
Exons: 2
Coding region: 1-624 (207 amino acids)
Biological process (GO): visual perception; lens development in camera-type eye
Molecular function (GO): structural constituent of eye lens
Source: RefSeq, a predicted model, not a curated record